AUGGCGACAAGCGACGACGAACCGAUGCACUUGUACGAGGUGUUCCAGAACUGCUUCAACAAGAUCGCGAAUAAACAACCAGAAAAAUCUGGAUUUCAGCCACCAUAUAAUAUAGAAAAUGGAAUGGCAUAUGGUAAUAAUUUUGCAUCUGGCCCUGAAACUUUCAGCCCAGACUCUCCAUAUUUUCCAUUUGGUAAUACUCCACGUAAGCCUCUUCCAACAACUACUGCUGGUACUGCAGUUAAAAGAAAAAGAGAGAGUAUAGACUCGCCACCAGCAGAGCCAUCCGAAGUUGAAGUCCCCCAUCAUUGGACAACACCGCCGUCAUGGUGCGUCUACCACUUCCCUCCAGCUCAUGGCUGGCCCAUGACCAAUGCCUUGAACGGCAAGGGCUCUUUAGUUUUAAUGAAUGAAAUCUUAAUUUUUAACGGCAUACCCAUUUCAUAA
Messenger RNA from Macrosiphum euphorbiae (potato aphid), 447 nucleotides. The record is from the annotation of a GenBank genome assembly. Lineage: Eukaryota; Metazoa; Arthropoda; Insecta; Hemiptera; Aphididae.